AUGGCGUCCAGGUUCAAAGGGUCUAACAGUGCCCGGUUUGUCAAAAACAAGAACUCCACUACAGUUAAAACAGAGUAUCGGAACAAAUCAGACCCUUCUAAUGGUAAAGAGGAAAUCCUGCCAAUGAAUAAUGAGGCUAUUCAAAAAUUGGAAAUGGUACAGCGUAUAGACGAUAUUGAUAAAAUAAUGGGGUUCGAUAGAUUGGAAACCACCGAGAAUGAAGGUUCCAAGUCCAAAAAGGGUUGGUUGGUCAAUAUGCAUGCUACUACUAUACCCACUGAUGACUAUUUGGCUGGGUACUCAGGUGUAGACUACUAUUUUAUUGCAGAAGAAGGUGGGUAUUUCAAGUCCACCAUACGGUUUGACCCCUACUUCUUCUUGGUGAGUGUCCCGGGGCAUGAGCUGGAAGUCGAAGAGACGUUGAGGAAAUUCCUCGAAGCUUCCAAUAUAAAGUCCAUAUCCAGAGAGACAAAGGACGAUUUGGCUAUGCCGAACCAUUUGCUUGGACUUAAGCAAACCUUGAUAAAAUUGACCUUCCAUAAUGUUACUGACUUGUUGGGAGCAAGGAGGUUGUUGAAUCCAAUAAUCAAAGAGAACCAAUUGCAAAGAGAUUCCAGAGACAUAUACCAAAUCUCGAGUUUUAACAACGUCAAUAGUGUAGGAGGAGAAGACCAUAUGCAGCAAGAUAACUUUUUCAACAGUAGUAAAAACGGAAACAGCCUUAAUAUGAAAUUCGGUGCCGGUGCAGAUGAAAAAAUCUCUGAAAAUGUGAAUCCAUUGACAUUUAUCGACGAUAUAAGGGAAUACGACGUUCCGUACCAUGUGCGAGUGUCUAUUGAUAAGAACAUCAGGUGUGGUAAGUGGUAUAAUGUUUUCGUGAAACAAAAUGAAACUAUAUUUGAAAAGGAUGCCAGAGAAACUUUUGCAGACCCAGUUGUGUUAGCAUUUGAUAUCGAAACCACAAAGGCUCCGCUUAAGUUCCCAGACUCGAAGAUCGAUGAAAUCAUGAUGAUUUCUUAUAGAAUUGAUAACGAAGGUUAUCUCAUAACGAAUAGAGCCAUUGUAUCCGAAGAUAUCGAAGAUUUUGACUAUAUUCAAGAUGGAUACGGUGGGAGGUUUGAUGUUUUCAAUGAAGCAGAUGAAAAAGAAUUACUCAUAAGAUUUUUUGAGCAUGUCAGAGAAACACAACCAACAGUAAUCACCACCUUUAAUGGUGACUUUUUCGAUUGGCCAUUUGUGGAGGCUAGAGCUGCAUUUCACGGAUUAAGUAUGUUUGAAGAAAUUGGUUUUGCCAAGGACAAUGAAGGGGAAUAUAAAUCUAAGUAUUGUGUACACAUGGACUGUUACAGAUGGGUUAAAAGAGAUUCUUAUUUGCCUCAAGGUUCUCAAGGUUUGAAAGCCGUUACUAGAGCGAAAUUGGGAUAUAAUCCUUUGGAAAUAGAUCCAGAAUUAAUGACACCAUAUGCAUACGAAAGCCCCAGAAAAUUGGCAAGGUAUUCUGUUUCUGAUGCCGUCGCAACUUACUUCUUAUACUACAAAUAUGUUCAUCCAUUCAUCUUCUCGUUGUGCACAAUUAUUCCCUUGAACCCUGAUGAAGUGUUGCGUAAAGGUACUGGUACGUUAUGUGAAAUGUUAUUAAUGGUUCAGGCUUAUGAAAAGAAUAUCCUUUUGCCUAACAAGCACGUGGAGCCAAUUGAAAGAUUCUACAAGGGCCAUCUUCUAGAGUCUGAAACAUAUGUUGGUGGACAUGUUGAAUCUUUGGAAGCAGGUGUUUUCAGAAGUGAUAUUCCUACUGACUUCAAGGUGGACACUACCGCUAUAGAUGAGUUAAUAGGCAAUUUACACAACUCUUUGAAGUUCUGUGUUGAAGUGGAAAACAAUACAAAUAUGAAAGAUAUCACAAAUUUUGAUGAAGUCUAUAAUGAAAUUAAGAACCAGCUUUUGGAAUUGAAGAAUAACCCCAAAAGACAUGAAAAUCCUUUGAUCUAUCACGUUGAUGUUGCUUCUAUGUAUCCUAACAUUAUGAUUUCAAAUAGAUUGCAGCCAGAUUCAAUGAAAACAGAAGAAGAUUGUGCAACUUGUGACUUCAAUAGACCACAAAAGAAUUGUGAUAGAAAGUUACCGUGGGCUUGGAGAGGUGAAUUUUAUCCUGCUGACCAAUCAGAAUACGGUCAGGUUAAAAAUUCAUUGGAAAGAGAAAGCUUUCCUCCCUUAAAACCUUGGGAACCACCAAGGACAUUUGAUGACUUGUCAUACUCUGAAAGGGCAAGGCAUAUAAAGGAAAGAUUAGCAAAGCUUUCAUUAAAAGUUUACAGCAGAAAGCAAAAGACUGAAACUGUCGAAAGAACUUCUAUUGUAUGUCAAAGAGAAAAUCCAUUCUAUGCAGAUACAGUUAGAUCCUUCAGAGAUCGUAGAUAUGAUUAUAAAACGAAAACCAAAAUAUGGAAGGGUAAAGCUUCCAAGAUAGACGAGAAGGUUGAUCCAAUUGCUAAAGAAGAAGCAAACAAAAACAUUGUCUUAAAUGACUCUUUACAAUUGGCUCACAAAGUUAUUCUUAACUCGUUCUAUGGUUACGUGAUGAGAAAGGGUUCUAGAUGGUAUUCUAUGGAAAUGGCAGGUAUCACAUGUCUUACUGGUGCUCAUAUUAUUCAGAUGGCAAGGAAAUUGGUUGAAAGGAUUGGAAGACCUUUAGAACUAGAUACUGAUGGUAUCUGGUGUAUAUUGCCCAAAUCUUUCCCAGAGAACUUCCACUUGAAAACUGAAAAGGGCAAGAAAAUCUUUGUUGAAUAUCCUUGUUCCAUGUUGAAUUAUUUAGUCCAUGAACAAUUUACAAAUCACCAAUAUCAAAAUUUAAUUGAUGCUGACAACUUUAAAUAUGAAACUAAACUGGAAAAUUCAAUUUUCUUUGAAGUUGAUGGGCCCUAUAGAGCAAUGAUAUUACCAACUUCUAAGGAAGAAGGUAAGGGUCUUAAGAAGAGAUACGCUGUUUUUAAUCACGAUGGCUCACUUGCUGAAUUGAAAGGAUUUGAAUUGAAAAGAAGAGGAGAAUUACAAUUGAUUAAGAAUUUUCAAUCUGAUAUUUUCAAGCUUUUCUUAGAAGGUGACACAUUGGAAAAUUGUUAUGGGGCUGUUGCUCAAGUCGCUAAUAAUUGGCUUGAUGUCUUAGACAAGAAAGGUGCGGGUUUAGUAGAAAGUGAUCUAAUUGAAUUGAUUUGUGAGAAUAGAAGUAUGUCCAAGAGUUUAGAGGAGUAUGGUAACCAGAAAUCUACUUCAAUCACCACUGCAAAGAGACUUGGGGAAUUCUUGGGCGCAGAGAUGGUCAAAGAUGCCGGGUUAGCUUGUAAAUAUAUUAUCAGUAGCAAGCCAGUUGGUAGUCCAGUUGCAGAAAGAGCAAUUCCAGUGUCCAUUUUUUCCUCAGAUAGAAAAGAGUACUUCUUGAAAAGGUGGUUGAAAGAUUCAUCAUUGCAAGAUUUUGACCCAAAGAGUGUCUUAGAUUGGGGGUACUACCACGAGAGAUUAGCUUCUGUUGUGCAAAAGAUUAUUAGUAUUCCUGCUGCCUUGCAAGGAGUUCCAAAUCCGGUUCCUAGAAUUGCUCACCCAGACUGGUUACAAAGACAAAUAAAGGUAAGAGAAGAUCCCAAGAAGCAAAAGCAGAUUGGUAACUUCUUCACAACUACAUCAAAGGUGGAUUUGAAAUCAAAGGUGAUAAGAGACAUAGAAGACUUUGGGGAAAUAGAUUACAAUAGUAAUGGUAUUGGACGAGCAAAAAUUGCAAAGGUAACUUCAUCGAAAAGGAGGAUGAGAAACGAGAAGAUCUCUGAACAGUUAGAAGAAGAGGAAAAAGCUUCAUCGGUCUUAAAUGGGGAGUGUCCUUCAAUGUUUGAAGAUUAUACAGGUUUUUUGCAAUAUCAAAAGGCAAGAUGGAUCAAGCAAGAUGCUGAAAGGCAAAGUAGAAAUAAGGUCUUGGGUGUUACGAGUGGCUCUUCUUACAGAACUUCCGUUGGUAGUAUGAUACAUAAGCAAGCCAAAUCAUUAUCAGGAUCAAAUUGGGAGAUCUUACAAUAUAAGCAGGAUCCGUUGAAACCAGGAGAUAUUAAAGUAUACGUAUUUGCAAACAAAAAGUUACAUGUCUUCAAUUUCCACAUUCCUAAGAAGUUUUUUGCAACUUUUAAAACGGAACUAACACCUUCAAGGAUACGAAAGCUCGAAUCUAUGGUUUUGGAAAUGGAAAAGUCAAAUGCUAUUUUACCAAAUGGACAUGAUGCUUCUAACUUAUAUAAGUUUACCAUGACAGAAGACUUCUUUGCGAAUGAAGUUCAAAAUGUCGAAAGUGUAUUCCAAAGCUCAAACUUACUAGGCUUGUAUGAAACACAAAUCGACCCAGUUGAAAGAGCAAUUAUCGAAUUAGGAAACUCCAUCAAAUUUGAUGAUACAAAGGUAGGUGCAUUAGGAAAAGGUUUGAAUAACGGGUUCAACAUGAAAGAUCUUACAAAGAUUGACUCCACAGAUGAUUAUUUGAAGAGAUUUGAAAUGGACAUAGUUUAUCUAUUGCACAUCGUUACCAAUAGCUAUGAAUUUUUCACAAUUUUCAAAAGCUGGGAUUCCAAGGCUAGGAUGUUUAUUUUGAAGCCAUCCAAUUCGGCUCAAGAGCUCCCGCCAACAUUGUCGAAGAUAUACGAAGAUCUUUAUCAAACGAAGAAGGGAAAAAUUGCAAGUGGAAGUGGUGUAAUUGAAUAUCCAGAGACCAUGGACUUCGAAACAUCUUAUUUCAAAGAAAGUGAAAGCACGAAAAUGUACAAAAAAGUUAAUGAUUACAUUUCUAAAAUACAUAGUGAGAGAUCAAACAAGGCCAUGCUUGCUAUUCAAUCACCUUAUCCUGAAAAAUUGGAAUCAAUACUAAAGUCCACCAAUGACUUCCCAAGCAUUAAGAUGAAUAUCAGUGAGCUUCAACUUCCUGCUAUUGGCUGGCAAUCCUUGAUUUCUCAACGUAUAAUGAAUCAUUACUUCGUAUUAUCUUCUUGGAUUAAGAAUUUGAUAACUCUAUCGAGAUAUGGGAAUAUUCCAUUAUGUAACUUAAAAAUUGAUAAUAUGGGAUAUUUGGUUGAUAUAGAAUAUGCAAGACGUUUAAUCGGUGGAAAUAUUGUUCUCUGGUGGUCAGUGAAACCAUUACCUGAUCAUGGAGGAUUUGAAAUGGAUAAGUCCACGGAUUUGGAAAACUUAGAAUUCCCUCAGAUUAACAACCCUAAUAUAUACGAAACUGCAUGUCUUGAGGUUGAAAUUGGAACGUUGACUAUCAAUACAAUUCUUACGAGUUCACUCAUCAAUGAAGCAGAGGGCUCAGAUUUGGCUGACGGUGGUGUUCAUUUUGAUAGCAAUAAUGGGGCAUCUACGAUAGCCGAGGAUUCUUUCAGUACGCCUGCCUUGAGUAUUCUUAGAUCGAUGGUGAAGGAUUGGUGGGAUGAUGCAUUAAAAUCAAACAUUAAUGCAGAUUCGAUGAUGAAUAGUUUAAUUACCUGGGUGCAAAAGAAGGAUUCUUACUUGUAUGACUUUGCAUUGCAUUACCACGUUCAUAACUUGACAACAAAGACCUUAUUACAAUUAAUCGGAGAAUUUAGGAGAAUGAAUUCAAAUGUUGUGUUUGCAAACAGAAACAAAUUAAUCGUUCAAACAUCUAAAGUUUCAGUUGAAAACUCGUAUGCAUAUGGGCUGUACAUUAUCAAAGCGGCCAGAAGUAAACCGUUAUUCAACUUCUUGGACAUGAAAAUCUCUAGAUAUUGGGACAUCUUAGUGUGGAUGGACGAAUACAAUUAUGGUGGUAGAUGCUGCUACGAGAUUACUAGCGAAGAUGUUCAGGACUUGUAUCCAAUUAGUCAAUGGCAAAUUCAAAACUUUUUGCCAAUAAUAUAUCAAAAUGAAUUUGAAGAUUGGCUAAUCAUUUUUUUGGAUGCCUUGACUAAGAAUAAGAACGAGACUAUGUUGAGUACUCAAAAAGGAAGUAGUAGUAAUAGUAAUCAAAGAGUGACCCAAAUAGCUCAUAUUUUGAAGGGUCAAAAGAAUCUACAGGAAGCUGAUUCAGAAAAUGGAGAAAAGGAAAUUAGCGAUUCUGUGGUAGAUACUAAGAUUAUUGAUUCAUUUAGAAGGCCCUUACUCAACAGAAUAGAGAAGCUUAUGAAAAAGCAAAAUGAAUCCAUUCUUAACCCUGAGCUCAAAAAGGAGUACGAAUUCCCUAACUUACCUGGAUCAUACUUCAAAAUGGCCAAUCCAACGCUCGAAUUGGUCAAAUACUUGUGUGCCGUGUUUGGACUAUUUGCCAGAAGAAAUAUCGAAGUUAGAAUUCUUAGAAAAGAAUUGCUAUCUAUAUUUGAUAUUAAGGAGUUCAGUAAGGAAUCUAUUUUCCAGAAUCCUUCCACAUCUCUCAAAAUCCCAUUAGUGGUAUGUGACUAUUGCAAUUUUAUCAGAGACAUCGAUUUCUGUAGAGAUCUGGAACUGGAAAUUUGGAGCUGUGGUAAAUGCUCAAAGCCAUAUAAUAGGGUGGCAUUGGAAGAGAAUUUAAUACUGGAGUAUUGCAAAUUAAUGACCAGAUACUACGUCCAAGAUUUGAAGUGUUCCAAAUGUCAUCAAAUCAAGAGUGACAAUUUAAGUGCCUAUUGUAAAUGUUCUGGUAAGUGGGUUGAAACAAUUAAUUAUCAUGAAAUAGAGAAGAGGAAAUCUGUUUUCCAGAACGUUGCCAGAACUUAUAAUUUGCUGUUAUUUAGAGGAUUUAUAGAGACGUAG
Messenger RNA from Dujonia railenensis, 6774 nucleotides. NCBI's taxonomy places the organism in Eukaryota, Fungi, Ascomycota, Pichiomycetes, Serinales, Debaryomycetaceae. The record is from the annotation of a GenBank genome assembly.